Messenger RNA from Adineta steineri, 1252 nucleotides. The record is from the annotation of a GenBank genome assembly. Lineage: Eukaryota; Metazoa; Rotifera; Eurotatoria; Adinetida; Adinetidae.
AUCAUUGGUUGAUCUAUGUACAUGUUAAUUUAAUUUAUUUCCUUAGGGCUAUUUGAAAAAGAUGCGUUUACAUUCGGAUUUAUUUUGUGACAAACAAAUUGAAUUAUUAAUGGGAAAUAUUGAAGAAAUCUAUCAUAUUCAACAAUCAUUUUUUCAUUUAUUAAAAUUAUCUCUAAAUGAUCGAAAUCCACAUGAAAGUCUCAUUGGAAAAUGUUUUCUUUUCUAUAAAGAACAAUUUAAGAAAUAUUCAGAUUAUUGUAUUAAUCAUCCAUUAUCAUGUUUAGAAUUGAUUAAACUAGAAAAUAAUCCUAUCUAUCGAGAGUUUUUUGAAACAUGUCGAUUAGAAGCGAAUAUGAUUGAACUAAAAUUAGAUGCUUUUCUUCUAACACCCAUCCAACGUAUAUGUCAAUAUCCAUUACAAUUAAAUGAAUUAUUAAAAUAUACUCCAUAUGAACAUAAAGAUUAUAAUAAUAUUAAACAAGCAUUAAAUACAAUGCGUGAUGUUGCGAGUUAUAUCAAUGAACAAAAACGACGUAUGGAAUAUGUGGAAAUUAUUCAUAAAUGGCAGCAUACAGUUGAAUGUUGGCAGGGGAAAGAUUUAGUUGAAACAAGUGCACAAGGUCUUGGACGUGCUGAUGCGUUUUUAUAUCAAAAUGGAAAAAAAGAACCAGUAAUUUUGUUUCUUUUUGAUCAUGUACUUAUUAUUUGUAGAAAGGAUCGACGAAAUACAUUGAUUUAUACUGAUCGAGCUGAUUUAGAUAAUACAGAAAUUGAAGAUCUUAGAGAUGGAAAAGUAUCACGUUUAGAUGAAGAAAAUCUCGUUCAUUUAUUAAAUGCUUGGCGUUUGUAUGAUCGUACACAAAAUAAAACUUAUUUAUUUACUCAUCGAACACCAUUAGAUAAAAUGCAAAUGAUGGAUUCAUUAGAAUAUGAACGAGCAUAUGUCGAAGAAAAUUUAUCAAAAGGUUUAGACAUUCCGCUUUAUACACGAAUAGCAACACUUAAAACUCGACAAUAUCUUGCUGAUCAAUCAUCAUCAAAAUCACUUCCAACAAUGACAAGGCAAAAUCGUUCGAUUUCAGCUAUACUUCGAACAAGUAAUUCAUCAUGUAAUAAUCAAGCAUCAUUAUUAACAACCGCUCCAUUACCAAGACGUAAAUCAUCAUUACCAAGAUUUGUACGUUGUUCAUCACCGGAUACAUCAAUCGAUGAUAGUUUUCGUUCAAUAAAAUCACGUUUUCGCUUAUGGUGA